GAGGUGAGCGAGGAAGAGAUGGAGGAGCUAGUGUGCAAGGCCAUGCGGGUGGACCUACCUUUUGAGAGCCUGCUGCGACUCGAAGCAGAGUACGACCUGCUGGCGGGGGAGGCAGCAGCGGCGGCGAGGGACGUGCAGGCAGCAGCCGAGGCCAGUGAGGCGGCAGCCCUCUCGUGGGCGGCUAACCGGCAGCAGCUGGAGGCACGACUCCGCCAUGCCACACUCGCACUGCAGCAGGGCGAGCGCCUGGCAGCCCACAUCACAGCCGCACUGGCCCUCUCCGACUCUGCCCGCCACUCGUCCUCCCACCCUUCCCCGUUCUCACCACCAUCACCACCUGCCCAUGCCAAGCCUCACACUUGUUCACCCACCUUAAGCCGCCAUGCCUCCGCCUCUCAUGCGGGCUGUGCUGUGCAUGCUGCCUUGCACAUGGGUAAUGGUGUGGGCAGACCUGGACCCUCAGAGAGCAGGCAUGAGCCCUGGGUCACAAGGGACCGCAGUGGAGGGGGGAUGCGGAUUGGCCGCGCUGGAGAGGGCGGCUGUUUGCUGGUGAAUGGCAGUGGGGCGAGGGGGCUUGAAGGUUCAAGAGCUGAACACUUGAAUGGAGGGCCGAGCACCGAGGAGGGACGGCGGCCCUUGGAGGGCGGAGAGGGAGAGGAGAGGGUGUGUGAGGAGGGAGUGUUUGAGGAGGAGGGAGUGCGUGAGGAGGAGGGAGUGUGUGCGGAGGAGGGAGCAUGUGAGGAGGACCUACCAUUGGAGGAGAGAGUGCAGCUGUGGGGGGAGCGGGUGGCAGUGGUGGGAGGAGGGAAGAGCAUGGUGGAAGCGCUAAGAGCAGUGAGAGCAGCGCAGCACGAGUGGGUGCAGGUGGGGCUGGCGCUGGCACUGGCGGAGCGCGAAGUGGCGUGCCGCCUCGACAUGGGCGCUCCACCGCCGCCCACCGAAUCCUCUUUUGAGUCGACUCACAAUCGCCUCGACAUGGGUGCGCCGCCCACCUCCCGCCUCGACAUGGGCGCGCCGCCGCUGCCCAGUGACUCUUCUUUUGAGUCGACUCAAAUGUGCCGGGACAUGUGCACGCCACCCAGUGACUCUUCAGCCGCGCUGGGAGCUCUCAUGGGAGGAGGGGCGCGUGAGUUGGUGGUAGUGGAGGAGGUGGAGGGCUGUGUGGGGGAGAAUGGAGCGCAUGGGCAUGGCAGCAUGCGACAGUAUGAUGGAGUGAAGAGAUUAUGA
Messenger RNA from Closterium sp. Yama58-4, 1227 nucleotides. NCBI's taxonomy places the organism in Eukaryota, Viridiplantae, Streptophyta, Zygnematophyceae, Desmidiales, Closteriaceae. The record is from the annotation of a GenBank genome assembly.